AUGGAUGAGACCUCGGGUGGCACUUCGCCACCCGAAAAUAAGGAUGCAGAGGAGGAUAGUUACGCUUACAGUACUUAUAUAUUUUAUUUUAUUCAAAUUCAGUUGAUCACUGUGAUUUUUUCAUUAGUUAUAUGUACUUAUAAUUUCUUUUUUGUUGUUUGCAUCUUAGAUUUUGGUCCGGCAUUGCAGUGCCAAGUGGAGUUGAAGAACCAAGAUUUGUGGAAGAAAUUCUAUGUCCAUGAGACGGAGAUGAUCAUUACUAAGACUGGAAGGAGGAUGUUUCCUUCUCUCCAAUUGGAAGUCAAGGGCUUGUCUCCAAACACCAUAUACAGCGUAGUGCUCGAGAUGGAACCAGUUUGUAGAAACCGUUUCAAGUACUCAGCAUCAGGUGGUUGGUUACCGUCUGGCUCAGAAGAGGCCCUUAUCGACCACCGAUACUACAUUCACUCGGAGUCCCCUGCUCGAGGCGACUUUUGGAUGGGACAAACGAUUUCUUUCAGCCGAGUGAAGCUGACCAAUACUUUUGCUCCUCCACCUGGCCAAGUGGUAUUGUCUUCAAUGCAUAAGUACCAGCCCAAAAUAAUUAUAAGCCAGGUGUGUGAGAUGAGUUGGGCACCUAAAGCUAUUUUUCGAUUUGCUGAAACUCAGUUUAUUGCUGUAACCGCUUAUCAAAACGAGAAGAUCACCCAACUAAAGAUCAACUAUAAUCCCUUCGCUAAAGGAUUUAGAGAAAAUGGCCAGGCCAAAUAUAAGAGAAAGCAAGCUAGAGCAGCAAAGAUUGUAAAUGUAAGCGAGGAAGAGGAAGAAAUCAUAGUCGUCGAUAGUACAGUUGCCUCUACUCCAAAUGACAGACUCUCAGAAUCAUCUGAAUCAUCCACUUCUACUGUUUCUUGUUCAACAGAAUCACAACCACGUGUGGAAACAACUGACCAAGAUAUAGCUUGUGAUAUACUAUCUCCUCCAGUUGCAACAUCAACGCCAUACCCAGUUGUGAGACCAUUUGAAUACAGACCUGUUGUACAUCCACGCCCAAUGUACCGGUAUAACGUUUACCAACCUUAUCCAGGUUAUAAUAUGCCUUCUAUGCCUUCUACGUCUGCUAUGCUUCCUAUGCCUGCUAUGCCUCCUAUGGUUCCUAUGCUUCCUAUGCCUCCUAUGCCUCCUAUGCCACAUAUGCCUACUAUGUGGUCGUCGAAUUCUGUUUGUAAUCCACCAGUGAUGCCAUUUCCAGGGAUCCAGGUACCAAUAAGUAUUAUAUCUCCAUCGACAUCAGCAUCUUAUCCUUCACCGACGUAUCCUGAUCCAAUGCAACCUGAAGCAACGUAUUUUGAGUCAAACCUAGCAGAGUCAACAAGUCAACUUACACCAAGUGAAUCUGGAUCAUCAAGGCAAUAUGAUGCAAGUGAAUCACAAGAAGAAAGUCAGCUUGACUUAAGUGAUCAAUCCAUGGAAGUUGAAGUAAGUCAUUCUGAACGAGCGAGGACACCUGAACUACGUCCUUUUGGAGUGAGUCAACUUGAAGCAAGUCAUUCUAGAGCGAGGCAACUUGAAGCAAUUCAUUCUAGAGCGACGCAACGUGAAGCAAGUCCUUCUGAAGCGAGCCAAGCUGAACCAAGUCAUUCUGCAGCGAGGCAACCUGCACCAAGCCAUUCUAGAGUGAGGCAACUUAAAGAAAAUCAUGCUAGAGUGAGGCAACCUCAGAGAAAGCUGACGGACUUUUCGAUACGCGCCAUUACUGGUUGUGAGUAAAAACUUUUUUCUUUGUGAUUUUUAAUCAGUAAUCAGAAUCGUACUUCUACACGUACAUUCAGUGUUUUUAAUAAAAUACCAUAAGUUAAGGAACUAUAAAUGAGAAGUUUGUACGAUCCUUUAGAUAUUACUAAUUUUGUUCCUUAAAAUAUUGACUGAGUAAAGUUCUACAUUAUUUAUAGUUCCUUGCUUUGUAGUUUUUUAUUUUGUGUCGUUUAACGUAAUUUUACUUAAGACUAAUCUCAGUUUUAACUUUUUCAAGUUUCUUGAUCUAGAUUCUAGAUAGUUUUUUUAACAUUUUCUUGGUCCACUAUUUCCUAAUAUUCAUAUUUGGAAAAAUAAAGCAUGGACCAGAAGUUUUCUUGAGAUAUUUCCUUUGUUUAUUUAUGCUUGUUUAUUUAUUCUAUACAUAAAUUUAAGAUCAUUUGUUCAUUUUUUUUUCAAUUUCUUUCAACGAUAGGAGAUAACGAAAUAGGAACAUGUUUCAUUCUAGUUUUUUGUUUAUUUAAUUUUAUGUUUAUUAUCGUUCUCCUUCGGCAUUUGCAAUUUGUCUUUGGUUUGGUUUUUUAUGUUUUCUUGUUUAACCUUAUUGGAUGGUGAUUUCAGAUUCAUUAUUUUCUUUUGUUUGCUUUGGUCUUUCAAUAUUUUUUUCCGUCUUGUCCAACAUUUUUAUUUGAAACUUAUUUUUCUGAAACAUGAGAUUUUUUCUUAUUUUUGAAUUUUCCAUCUUUGUUUGAGGUCUAUCUUAUUUUAUAUCUUUUCCUUUUCUAGAUUGCUUUAUGCAGUUUUCUAUAACUUUGUGUCUUCUAACUUCAUUAUGUCUCUUAUUUUAUGGUUCAUUCUUCUCAUUACUUUGUUUUCUAUUAUUAUCGGGCCAGUAUGCAACGCAAUCUGCGUAUGUAACUACUAGCCUGAUUGCAACUCUGCAUAUUUUCAGUUCUGAUUUCUGGAUAAGUCCUUCAUUAUCCUAUGGUAUCUCCAUUAUAUUUUGUCUGCUCUAGCAUUCCCUCCGUUACUUCUUCCAUUCUCUUAUUUUUAACAUCUUAUUUUCUCUUAUCUUGUUAUCUUCUCUUCUAGAGCAGAUUACGAUUUUUGUCAAUUUCUAGCCUCUGGACUAGUUACGCUUCUGGACUGUUAAAGCUUCUUUUAAUGUUUCCUUGUCUCUUUCCAUAAGAAACCAGCAUAAUAUACCUUAUGAUUAUCGAUGUUUCGAUAUGAUUAUCGGUAUUUCGGUUAUCGAUCUUGCCAAAUGCUGCUCAUCCCAAGCCUAUCCAACGCUGGAUCUCAUAAGUUAUGAGAGAUUAUCCUGGCAUAAAGAGUGAGUUUGCAUUCCAGAGUCCCAUUUGAAAUUUGUCGUUCUUGUUUUGUUCUAUUUUCGGGUGAUUCCUAGUUCAAGCUCCCCUUGACCAUUUUAGGUCUACCACGGACUAGGAACCUUCUGUUUUCCAUAACUUGUCAUUGUUAAAUUAUCUCGUGGGAGUUUAGUUCGUUGGUUUCUCUUUGGCUUCCACACCAUAUCACCAUCAAUUCACCAUAAAAUUUAUUAACGUUGUUAUGCAUUUCCUAUAUUACGAUCUGAUUUUGCCCAUUAUUGCUUUUGCAUAACAUUUUUUCACGUAAAAGAUAAGACAUGAAAUAUUUCAAGAAUUUAAACAUAAAUGAUUUUAGUCCAUAUUUAGGUGUAAAAAUGUAAAACGUUGUAUAAAAUUUUAAUAUGUAUCUUGACAAGUGAUAGUUGUAUCGUGAUCGUAAUCUAAAAGUAUAUUAUAUCAAUAAGUACACAAAUCUCAAUAUAUAAAUAUCAAAAUAUAUUAGCAUCAAAUGCGAAUCUGUAUAUAGUGUUAUAACAUUCUAGCCCUAAUCACACCUUAAAAUCACUAUCAAAAUAUUGCACAAACACCAUAAUAGAUAAGUAAUUAUCUAGAUAUAUUCAAAAAGUGUAUUAAAUUUUAAUUAUUUUUCCAUUAAUUAUAAUUAUUAGUAAUUGACCCUUGAUCUGGCUGACUAAUCGGUGUGAAAAAGGUUAAAAUGUGAUGUAUUAUAGCGGUAUUCAGUUACCAGUUACCAGUACAAAAUGUCUAUG
This is a messenger RNA of Diabrotica virgifera virgifera (western corn rootworm), 3832 nucleotides long. It is a transcript of the gene Doc, whose product is annotated as T-box transcription factor TBX6-like. The coding region runs from base 1 to 1749 and encodes 582 amino acids. Gene Ontology annotation, biological process: cell fate specification; regulation of transcription by RNA polymerase II; positive regulation of DNA-templated transcription. Lineage: Eukaryota; Metazoa; Arthropoda; Insecta; Coleoptera; Chrysomelidae. Gene Ontology annotation, cellular component: nucleus. Gene Ontology annotation, molecular function: RNA polymerase II cis-regulatory region sequence-specific DNA binding; DNA-binding transcription factor activity, RNA polymerase II-specific. The transcript is spliced from 4 exons. The record is from RefSeq and is a predicted model, not a curated record.